Glarea lozoyensis ATCC 20868 is the source of this 525-nucleotide messenger RNA. RefSeq names its product phosphoglycerate mutase family protein, putative. The transcript has 3 exons. The record is from RefSeq and is a predicted model, not a curated record. NCBI's taxonomy places the organism in Eukaryota, Fungi, Ascomycota, Leotiomycetes, Helotiales, Helotiaceae. Bases 1 to 525 code for a protein of 174 amino acids.
AUGUUGUUAACCACCCUCCUCAUCCUCGCCCUAACAGCCACAGCCUCAGCGACACCAACAGUCUACCUCAUCCGCCACGGCGAGAAACCCGCAGACGGCGGCGAUGGCCUAACGAUACAAGGCCAACAACGCGCGCAGUGUCUACGCACUGUGUUUGGAAAUGCGUCACAAUACAACAUCGGCAAGAUAUUGGCGCAGACGCCGAAAGCUAAUGGCAAAAGAACACGCCCCCUCCUAACAGUCCAACCCGUCGCCGCGGACUUGGGAAUUACGGUCGAUACAUCCUGUGAUCGUGACGAUCCGGAUUGUGUCGCUGAUGCGGUAGCUAAGUUCGAGAAGAAGGGGAGUGGGAAGAAUGUGCUUGUUUGUUGGGAGCAUGAUGCGUUGAGUGAUAUUGUGGGGAGUUUGGGGAUGAAGAAGCCGUUGAGUUAUCCUGAUGAGUCGUUUAAUCUUAUUUGGACGGAUCCGAAGCCGUAUAAGAGUGUUACUGCUGUUACUUCUGAGAAUUGUCCUGGACUGGAUUGA